UGAUGACUUGAUCGUCCCUACCUCUGGCUCAUGCACCUCCUCUCUCCGAUGAAACGCGCGCCUUCGCUUGCAAUCAAUUCGUGAUGCACCAACGAUAUGAUGAUGCAAUCAGCUUCUGGCGCCGGAUCGACUUUUUCUGGAAUCUGCUUCCGACGAGACACUCGGCCGUCCGAUUGACGAUACAACUAGCACAUCGCAAUUCUAGCAUCCAUGGAGCUACAAGGCCGAUAUAUCACACCUAUACCUCUAUACCUCCUCCUAUAGAACAUUCUUGACAGGAACAAUACAAGAAAAAAUGGCUACCAACAUCACCUUUCACGAAGGCUCGGUCUCGCACCAGGAACGUACCCAGUUGUUGGGUCAGCAAGGGGCGACCAUCUGGUUGACCGGACUCAGUGCCAGUGGAAAGUCGACCAUUGCCACUGCUUUGGAGCAACACUUGUUGCAGCGCAAGUUGCACGCUUUCAGGUUGGAUGGAGACAACGUCAGGUUCGGGUUGAACAAGGACCUCGGAUUCGGCCCCACCGACCGAGUCGAGAACAUCCGACGGAUCGGGGAGGUCUCCCUCCUCUUCAGCUCUUCGGCCACCUUGACGAUCACGGCCUUCAUCAGCCCUUACGUCUCUGAUCGACAGUUGGCGAGGAAGCUUCACGAGGACCACAAGCCUUCAAUCAGGUUUAUCGAGGUCUUUGUUGAUGCUCCUCUGAGCGUCGUGGAGAAGAGGGACCCCAAGGGUCUUUACCAGAAGGCCAGGGCUGGGGAGAUCAAGGAGUUCACCGGUAUCUCUGCACCUUACGAGGCUCCCUCGAGCCCCGAGAUCCACAUCAAGACCGACGAGGUCGACGUCGCUCAGGCCGUCAGGAUCAUCGUCGAUUACUUGGAGAAGGAGGAGUUGAUCCCCAAGAGCGCUUGAGACCGUGAUGAUGUAGAUGAAUAAACAUGCAAGAUAGGGCUGUCUCUUCGGACUCGUAUAGCAGAGAGUCGGCAGGGCAGUGCCAGUCAAGUGCAGUGUGGAGAUCGAGAUCAAGGUCGAUGUUGCUCUUCUCUCUGGUGCGCGUCGCCCCGCUCUUGCCUGCCUGCGAAAAGGUAAACAACCGAAACGUCACCAAGAGCUAGCUAGCAGCUAGCAGGUU
Molecule: messenger RNA, 1133 nt
Organism: Filobasidium floriforme
Lineage: Eukaryota; Fungi; Basidiomycota; Tremellomycetes; Filobasidiales; Filobasidiaceae
Product: putative adenylyl-sulfate kinase
Exons: 5
Coding region: 296-913 (205 amino acids)
Biological process (GO): sulfate assimilation
Molecular function (GO): ATP binding; adenylylsulfate kinase activity
Source: RefSeq, a predicted model, not a curated record